This is a messenger RNA of Callithrix jacchus (white-tufted-ear marmoset), 12627 nucleotides long. NCBI's taxonomy places the organism in Eukaryota, Metazoa, Chordata, Mammalia, Primates, Cebidae. The record is from RefSeq and is a predicted model, not a curated record.
CGUCCGCCUCUCAUUCGUGGCGGGGUGCAGCUCAUGGCCCCUCUGCGCGCCGCCCCAUGCAGCUGGGCUACGGGUCUUUGGGGAUCGCCGUCUCCCUGGCCCUCCAGGAUCUAAGGCCGUGGUUCAGGAGCUGCUGGGCGUCCAGGGUCUCGGUGGGGGUGGCGUAUCUGCCCUUUUUACAUCCCCACAAGGCCCCCCUGUCUUGUAGGGAGGCCAGUCAGUGAAGCGCGGAGCCCCGGCGUGUCGAGAGGGAGUCCAGUCUUUGAGGACCGACUGGUCCUGGGCCACCUCUCGCCUCUGCUGUCAGAAGCAGAAGCUACAGCCGUAUCCAGUAUUUCGGGAGCUGUGUCCCUUUCCUCAUGCAAAACAAGGAGACUUGGACUGUGUUUACUAAGGCGCCCCUUAUCCCUCCCAUUGUGUGAGCGGACAGAUGCCUGCAACUUUGGGGAAGCGGCCGGUGCUGUGGAAAAGCUGUGGCUGGGAGUCAGGAGGCCUGGGUUCUAGCCGUGGUUCCAGCACUGACUCGCUGGCCACUCCAGAAAGCUCUAAUUGAGGCUGAAUUUACGAUGAUUUCAGAUUACACGGUUGAAUUAGGGGCUCCAUUAGGGCCUUUUUAGCUCAGUGAAUAAGAUCCUCUGAGCCCGUUUCCCCAAGUAUAGAACGAGAGCGUCAAUUUGAUGACUUUUCAGGUCCCCUCAAAAGUUUUUUUUUUCUUUAUUUAAAAAUUUUUUUCCUAGGACUGUUAGAGAAAUGACUUUGUGUUUUGAAUGCUUAGGCAAUCACAAAAACUUUUAAAUGGAUUGUAUGUAUAUUUAGGAAAGUAUUAUGCUUUGGAGACAGUUUAGCUUUGCUGCUUUCUAGAGCAUCUGAGAAUGAGGAAUAAACUCAGGAAGGAUCGCAACUGAGGAUGAUUAUUAAAGUUACCGGGUAAGAGACUGGAUGGCCGAAGGAAAAGGGCUAAGGGAAAGAUGAAGGAAAUGUUUCCAGAUAGGAUUAGUUCUCCUAAAAAUCAUGUAUGUAUCCCAAGAACAGCUGGGCUAAUGUGACUAAAUUUAGCUUAAUUUUUUCCCACUGAAAUACUGUGCUCUGUAUUUUGUGACCUUUGUUUUACACAUUUGGAUAUUCCACCCUGGUCAGAUUGAUUCAGAGUGGCCGUCGCAUUUGAAAAAUGGGCAGACAUUUCAACCCCUUAGUCAAUUGUGUUUCACCUGUCACUGUCAGGGCAGCUCACUAAGAGUAAAAAAGAAACUUUACGUCACUUUCCAAUGCAAUUUGGACUGAAAAUGAGGCUGUGGAUUUAAAUUGGCCUGAGAUGGACGCCUGUGUCAUCAAGAAGGAACAUCUAGGAAAGCUAAAGGUGCUUUGGAAGUAAAUAAGAGCAAAAGGUCAGAGUGACAAGUAGGUGGACUGACAGAGCAGGAUUAAUGAAAGAUUGUAUUAAUUGGGGCCCGCAUGGUGGCUCACGCCUGUAAUCCAGCACUUUGGGAGGGCAAGGCGUGUGGAUCACUGGAGGUCAGGAGUUCAAGACCAGCCUGAUGAACAUGGAGAAACCCCAUCUCUACUAAAAAUACAGUUAGCCAGGCGUGGUGGCGCAUGCCCGUAAUCCUAGCUACCCAGGAGGAUGAGGCAGGAGAAUGGCUUGAACCCAGGAGGCAGAGGUUGCGGUGAGCCGAGAUCGCUCCAUUGCACUCCAGCCUGGGCAACAAGAGCUAAAACUCCGUCUCAAAAAAACAAACAGCAAAAAACAGAAUGUAUUAUGUAACUUCUGAAAGCUUAAGUAAACCUUAAAUUGUCUAGUUCAAAACAAUUCAAUGAAUGAAUACUGCUCCCUCUUUUGAAUGAGAAUAACCUUUGCAGUUAUUCUAUAGUUGUUUUAUAUUUGUUGGGCUAUUUUAAUGCUUAGGUAAGUUUCAUUUACAUGAUAUUUUAGGAUCUUAUAUAGGAAACAUCUUUUCUAGUCAUGGGAUUGAUAAAGUCCUUGAGUACUAACUUGGAAGAUUCUUCGAUUAUCAAUUGACAGAAGUGUGUUUUCCUUUCAACUAAAAAAGUGUCAUUCAUGGUUUUUAAACUCUGCUAGGAGGAUAUUUGUGACGUGAAAUGGAUAUUUGUGAGGUAAAUUUAGGUGUUAGAACUAAUGCAAAUAUUGUAGUGAAGGAAGGUUUUAUUUUUUAAUUUUAAAUUACUUAUUUGAAAAUUUUAUUUAAAAAUUUUAGCAAACAGUUGGUUGAGCAUCACAGAAAUGUGAUUCACUUCUUGCUAGUCCUUAUCCAGCCGUAUAACCUUGGAUAGGCCUCCUGUCUCUUUGUACUUCAGUUUCCUGAUGUGUAGAUUGAGGAGUCUGUGUGAGAUAAUCUGAUUUUGUUAUCUAGUUAGUAUACUUGGGAAUCAUGUACAGGGAUCAGAAAGCUGAGAAAAAGCCUUCUGAGUCCAGAAUGUGUGUAUGUGUGUGUGAAAAACAUAUAUAUUGUCCUCUGAGAAUACACCUUUUUAAAAUAAAUUCAUUUGAAUGUAAUUAAAGCAGUAACAUAAACCAAAACAGCCUCAGGCAGACCUUAACCCUGGCAUACAUAAGCUACCUAAAUAAGAGAGCAUGUUACGCCAAGCACAAUUUUCAAGUACAGACGGUACAAAAUCCUCUUAAAGGCCAUAGGGGCUAAAUUGUUAAAUUCAUUUUUCUGCAUUUCAGGGAAAGAGAUAAAUCCUUAGACCCAAGGAAGUCAGUUUUUAUUAUGGUUCUGUAGUUUAUUUUUGGCAUACAUUCACAGGUGUGCCUAUGGCUCUAUUCUUAAUCCUUUUCCUUUGGGAUGGCUCCAAGAGUAGUACAAAUUUGUAACUCUGUAAUUUAGCUCUUUAAUUUUUUCUGUGCUGCACUGGAAUUGUGUUUUAUCUUAAGUCCACACUGGAUCCUCAGGAUGGAUCCAGUGAGGAUUUUGAAAGAAGCAUAAUUCCUUUGACUUCUUCUAGAAUUAAUUUACCUAUUAAAUAAAAAGGAAAGGAUUCGUCUUUUAUUUCAAUUCCUCAGGCUAACAUUUCAAUAUAAACUGAUAAAUGCUGUGAGCAUUAUUCAGAAAGCCACAUUCAAUUUGUGUGACAGUAACAGCAUAGGAAGGACAGUGCAACAAGGGCACAGGUACAUGAUACCUCUGCGAAGAAAAGCGCUACAGGUUGGUUUAUUUAUUCUGCAAAACAAACAACUACAGUAGGAAUGUAGUACGUUUUUGGCUCUUGUCCAUUUGUUUCUUGGAUUUAAGCUGGUUCUGUGACCAGAACUACCAUCACCAUACCCUGACAUUUUGGGCAGAAAUUUGGGAGACUAAGAUAACGACUAUUUUAAUUUUAUGUGUAUAGCUAGAAGUUGAAACAAGAAUACAUUGGCAUUGUUAUUGCUCUCUGGGCUCUCCCUGAUUUUUGGACACACGCUUACUUUUCCAGAGCUCUCAUUUUAAUCAGUAGUCCAUGAUUACCUAAUGGAAACAUCUACUGUGUAGAGUUUUGGUUGAGGAUAUGAGAAUUUCUAAGACUUUGGAGUAGUUAAAAGACAACAGAGAAAUUUAUCCCAUCAUAAUUUCUGUAUUUUAAGCACAUACUAGAUUUGUCAGGGCUGAAGAACAAAUGGCUGGUGUUGUAAUUCAUCUAUGAAUUCAACAAACACUUAGAGAUGGCCCCCAAAAUAGCAGUUAUUCCACUUGGCUUUGGCGAUUCAUUGUUUAGCAGAGUGCAUAUAGUUCCUGCCUUCUUGGGAUUUGUGAUCUGUGCUUCUGGGAUAGUUACAUUGAAUAAGUAAUUAGAAAUGUGAUGACUGUUUUGAAAGGUAAAGUGCUAUGGAAGCCUAUAAAAGGGGCACUUAAUUUAGUCUGGUGGGAAAUGAUUUUGAGUUUAAAAAAUGAAGGCUGAGAAGAAUUUAAUAUGCUCACAGUACAAAGUACAUUGUUUCACUUUAUGUAUUUAUUCCCAAAGUUGAGGCUUUCUCUCAAUUUUAAUUAGGUCUUUAUUAAGUUUGUAUUUUGUACACAUUUUUAUAACUAGCACAGAUGUAAACGGCUUUAUCAGUUUGUGUUUUUUUAAUUUUGGAAUUGGGGUCUUGCUCUGUCACCCCGGCUGAGUGCAGUGGUGAUCAUAGCUCACUGUCACUUUGAACACUUGGGCUCAAGCUAUUCUCCCUCAGCUUCGCAAGGUGUGAGGUACAUGAGAGUACUCCAUCCACCUCUGACAUUGGCCCUGUGCUCUCAUUCAGCCAAUUCUGUUAGUACUGCCUCUUACCAAAAUAUUUGCUUACCCACAAGUUAGAUAACAAGCAUGGGGAAUGCCUGGCGCACAGCAUGUAUGGAAUGAGUAUUAGGAUUUCAGUAAUGCCACAUUCAGAAAGCCAAGAAAAUAUGAAGAGCCGUACAUAUAGGGUAAAUUAGGAGAGAAUUUUGAGAGCUACAUCAUCAAGGAUUAAAAUUCUGCUGUUAGUUUUGUCUCUGUGACAUGUGGUCAUCUAGUCUUAAUGCUUAUUCCUUCAAAAAUGCAUUCUUUUCAUUUUCCUCCCUUUAUACCAAAUACUCAUUCUCUUGCACUAGUUUCUGAAAUGGUCUUCUGUUAUAUCUGCCCCAUAUGCUGUUUUUAAAACUGAUAUUGAAAUGCUGUUUUACUCAUCGUACCUUAUUGCUCCAGAAUUUUUAAGAGCAUCCUGCUUCCCCAGGAAACAAUGACAUUGAAUGUAAAUCAUGCUUGGAGCCCCUGGGAUUGGCAAAUGUUUUUAUAAGAAGCCAGAUAGAAAAUAUUUUGGGCUUCUAAGCCAUGUGAUAUCUUAACUACUCAACUCGGCCCUCGUGGGAAAGCAGCCUUAGAUAAUACCUAUGGGGGUGGCUAUUGUCAAUAAAACCCUACUUACAAAAACAGGUGGCUGGCUCAGCCUAUAGUUUGCUAACCCUGAGAACUUGGCAGCAAAAAGAAGAGAUAAAAUAGUCGUUAGAACAUAGAGCACAAUCAAAUAAAGUUUUUUCCAUAUAGGUGAGAUCUGAUAAUGUGUUUAGGCAGAAAGGAGAAAACUUGUGAAGAAGGCGAGACUAAACCUGUUGAUAUUUUUGCUUGGGGGCCAGGUUAGAGAUAGGAUCAGUUGUUAUAUUUUGAUGAUUUAUUCCUAAAAAGGAAGAGAGACACCAUUAAUAGCUAAAUCAUCAAAUACUUAUAGAGGAGAAAGAAUGAAUUCAGAUGCAUUGAGGCAGUUGAGAGUACCUGUGAGGAUGUGUUUGAUUUCCUUGGGAAAAUGAAAGAAGAAGUAGGAAGAGGGCAGAGGAUAACUGGAAGCUUAAAAUGUGGAAAGGAUGUUUAAGUGCUGUGGGGAGUCCUUUCAGGCAGUGGUUACCAGUGUUUUGUGUUUUUUGUUGUUGUUGUUUUUGAGACGAGGUUUCGCUCUUGUUACCCAGGCUGGAGUGCAAUGGCGCGAUCUCGGCUCACCGCAACUUCCGCCUCCUGGGUUCAGGCAAUUCUCCUGCCUCAGCCUCCUGAGUAGCUGGGAUUAUAGGCACGUGCCACCAUGCCCAGCUAAUUUUUUGUAUUUUUAGUAGAGACGGAGUUUCACCACGUUGACCAGGAUGGUCUUGAUCUCUUGACCUUGUGAUCCACCUGCCUCCGCCUCCCAAAGUGCUGGGAUUACAGGCGUGAGCCACCGUGCCCGGCCUACCAGUAUUUUGAAGAUGACAAUUUGUUUAACUUCAAAACAAUUUGUGGACCACCCCAUGAUUGUAGUUAUGUUUUUAGUAUUCACCAAUGGAUAAUAUGCAUAUUAGAAAAAGCUACUAGUCAGUUCUCUCUUAGAUAACUUUGUAUUUUAUUAACCACAAAAUUGACUGCACAUUUGAAAAAUGUACAUGAGAGAUAGUCUUUAUGUAAUGCAUUUCCCUGGGUACCCACUGAGAUAACUAAUUUUGCAGCUUCCCAGGAGGCUGAAAGCUCAUAAGUUAGAAAUCAUUGCACUCUAAUGAAUCCACAAUAAGAGAAUAAACAAUUGCUCAGAAGUAGUAUUCUGUCAAAAUUAAAAUGGACUUGUAAUGAACUCACUUUGAAGGAUUCCGUAACUUUUCAUCCAGUAGUACUUGACAGCUUUGAGCAAGAUGACAGAAACAAAGUGAUCUAGGGUUAGGCAUAACAUUAUAUAGAAGGCCAGAAUAAACAUUUAGCUUUUUCUGUCUCUAAAUUACCUUUUCCUGAGAAACUGGGUGUGAACCCAGUUUCAUUAAUUAUUCUGCAGAUGAACCACAUCCAGGCAUUGGGGAGGUGGAGGACGUAGAACAGCUAAAUCAAUGUUUGAUCCAACACUUUCAUCUCAUUACAAUGAGUUUGAUUUUUCUUUUCUUUUUAUUUCAUGGAAUACAUGAGAAUCUCUUAACUCUUGGAGUUUCCAAGGAGUCAUACCUCGUGACUUUAGUUGGUGGAAAAGAACAAAACUAAAAUGUUGUAUGGCCAAAGCCACAAAGGGAAGGAUCUGCAAUUUACAUCCUUGGAGCUACCAUCUGUACUGUACUGUUGUGAUCUACUGAUUGGCAUAGGCAGAGUAGUAGGGGUCAAGUGACAGAAUCUGUGCCAACAGUCUCCAGGUUCAGAACGAUUCAAUACCCUAAUGGUAGCUCUCCAGCAACCAGCACAUGGUGAUUGUACCAACUUGUUGCUCAGUUACAGUGCAGGGCCAGUGAUUGAUUGGUUUAAGUCAAGGCCAUGGUUGAGAUUAUUUGUCUUUAGUCUAAUAACAGUAGAAUUUGAGUCUCCAGGGAAGGAGCUACUUGACCAAAUUAAACUAGUAGCAGAUAGAGUGCAAAUGACAACAUAUUAUACCAUCAAGAUGUUCUUAGAGCAGUGUCUGGAUGGAGCUGUUAUACUGCCAUCAGUUGUGACUGAUAUUGUUGUAUUGAAGGAGAAAGAGAAGCUUGUUUAGAAAGCACUUUGAAAGCUUUUUGAAUAUGGGUAUGCCCUGUGUCACCCUGUUAUGGUUGAAUUUUCUCCUUGGAAAUUCCCAAACUUGGCAGCAGUCUUGAACUCUCAACUUCAAGUGAUCUGCUCUCCACGGCCUCGCGAAGUGCUGGGAUUACAGGCAUGAGCCAUUGCACCCGGCCAGGCUUAGGAUUUUAAAAAUAUAUUCAUUUUGAAAAUGGAAGAAUAUGACAUUUUUGAGUUGAAGAUACCUUAUUAGUUCCUAGUUUGUGAAUUUUAUGGUAUGUUAAUGUAGAGCUCCUUCAGUAUGUAUAAUCUGGAACACAGCCCCUUUAGUUUGUCAGCCUUUGGUACAUAGGGGAUACCUAACAAAUUAUAGGUAAAUUUAACUAGAAUUCUUCCUUUGUGUAUAGAGUAGAGCUCUUCACAUAGUAUUAUUUUAAGUGAAAUAAUGGCUUAAGGUAAAUUCUUUUGAAAUUGAAAUUAUGGCUUCAACAACUUAGGGCAGAAAGCCUUCUGUUUUAUAUCAAAUCCCUUUUCUCCAAAAACAUGUACAUAAAAGUUUUGGAUAUAAUCCUACAGGAUGAAGAACUCAUCUAGAAGCAGUUGCUGUAUUCCUGACAUUUAUUAGGCACUCAACCAAGACUUGAUAACUAAUUAAAAUUUGAGUAGAGUGGGUUACCUAUUUGAAUUUUAGGUGAUAUUGAUAUAAUUCACAUAUUUUAUUUGAUCUGGGUCUUCACAUAUACAAUUUUUUAUUCCUGUGUGGGUUAAUUUCAAACUUGCCUGGCUGAUAUAUACUCAUCCCUCAAAUAUCAGUUUAAAAGGUCACUUCUGAAUGAGGUGUAAUGGUCAUAGGUUCUCAGUGGUUUUUGUUGGGUCUGUUAGAACUCUACAGUGCUUUGACUUUGGGUAACUUAAUUAUUGGUUAAAAAAAGAUACAUUUUAAAAAUUAAAGUUAUAAAGCUAAAAUUGGAGAAUGGAUAAACUUAAUUUAAUAGGCAAAUAUUUUGAUAAAAGUCUUCAUAACUACACGAAAGGUUCAUGAUCAUUGUGGCAAACAUGGGCUUAUUAUCUUCCACUCUGGUUUUUUCUGUUUUUUGUUUGUUUGUUGUUUUUCUUUUUCGAGGAGGUCUCUCACUCUGUUGCCAAGGCAGAGAGCAGUGGUGCUAUCAUGGCUCACUGCAGCUUUGACCUCCCAGGCUCAAGCAAUCCUCCCAAAUAGCUGGAACUAUUGGCAUGUGCCACCACACCCAGUUAAUUUUUGUAUUUUUUGUAGAGAUGGGAUUUUGCCAUUAGGGUAUUGCUACAACCACCAGUGUGAAAUCACAGGCCCAUAUGGGAGAUAAAACAGCCCUGGGAGAUAAAAGUUGAGUCCAGCCUCUUCCCCCAUUUUGCAGAUGGAGACAUUUAAGGCCCAGAGAAGGAAAUGGAAUUGCCAAAGGUUCUACAGUGAGUUCAUGGGAGGGGCAAGACUAAUGAGAAAACACACAUCUCUUGGGCACUCACUGGGCACUGUGCUUUGCAUACAUGAUCAUAUCCCAUCCUCAACUCUGAGGCUCAGAGACACAGGGAGUUGCCCAGGAUCACACAGUUAGGAGAUGGCAGAGCUGGAAUUUGAAAGCCGGUCUGAUUUUCCACACAGAUCGUUUGACCACUGACACUUUAGGGUUGCCUAAAACCCAGGCCCCGUCUCCCCGCUUCUCUCAGUCCACUCUAUCCCUGUAGUCCUCUGUUAUGUUACAUUGACUCCUAAAGAAAAAAGAUCCAAAUGGACACAGUUCUAGAGGAGUUUCAAAGCACUUGUGUCUUCCUGCACAUCAUCUCAGGAGAUCCUGACACCAGACCCAGGUUGUAGCCUGGGCAGAAAUAGCAGGAACUCUUGGGUUUCCUUUAAGACUUCAUCACUGUAUGCAAGAGCUGAGCAAAGUAGGCAGGUUAAGAAAUUCCUGUGGUAGGAAUGGGGACCCAUGACCUGCCAAUAAGGAAGAACAAACAUAUAGAACUUGGCCAGGGAAUCUUUAAUCCAGAAGAAAAAAGUGUAUCUUCUCUCUUCAUAUGUUUUAAAUAGAAUAAUGAGAUAAUCCUGAAUUUUAUUUUAUUUAUUUAUUUUUUAUUUGGAGAUGGACUCUAGCUCUGUCGCCUAGGCUGGAGUGUAUUGUUGCAAUCUCAGCUCACUGCAACCUCUGCCUCCUGAGUUCAAGCAAUUCUCCUGCCUCAGCCUCCCAAGUAGCUGGGACUAUAGGUGCCCACCACACCUGGCUAAUUUUGUGUUUUUAGUAGAGACAGCGUUUUGCCGUGUUGGCCAGGCUGAGAUAAUCCUGGAUUUUAAAAAUUCAGCUCUAGUGUUUAUAUUUUAAUUUAUUCUUAGAAGUGUAGAAGGGUCUGGAGGAAAUACAAAAUGUGAGUCUUAUUUUAUGAUUUGCUAUGGUAAGCCACAUUUAAUCCCUUUCUUCAGUGAAAGGAUUUGCAAAGGAUACAACACAAUGUACCUAACUGUUGCUUUCAUUGUAUUUUUUUCCAGAUUUUUAUUUAGUUUAUAAUGUUACAACAGUAAGGGAAAUUAAAAGGAAUGAAAAUUAUCCAUAAUCCUAGCAUCCUAACAAAUGAACUGUUCAGUGUUCCUCUUACUUGCAGGCAAAAUUUACAUAGGUGAUUUAUGAGUGUAGUUAAAGCUUCGUAUUCGCUCAGCUUUCUCACUUGACAGUUUAUCAUUAUAAUGCCACAGGUCUUCUUAAUUAUCAUUUAAAAAUAAAUGUUUUAAUAAUUAUCGUAAUGGCUGCUUAAUACUCUUUUAAGUGGAUAUAUCAUUGCCUAGUAUUAUAUAUUUAGAAGGACUCCAAUUUUUCACUAUCACAGAUAAUCCUAAAGUACAUGUCUUCAUACAUAUCACAUUCUCCUAUUUUUGUCAUUUCUUUAAAAUCCCCAGAUCUAGAUUUGCUGGGUCAAAGGUCCUGAAUGCUCGCAUGGCUCUUGAUAUAUACGGGCAAAUCGCUUUGCAAAAGGCUUUUAUACAUUUACUUUGCCUCUGGUAAUGGAUGAGUAGAAUAGUCUCAUACUAUGCUUUUGCCAUAACCGAGGGAAAUCUACCAAGAAAUGAAAGAUAACUUGAUAAGCCACAUUUUUAACUUCAUUUACAAAUGGCUUGACAGACCUGUUGCAGGGUCUCUAUUCUCUUGUCUCUGUUGCUGUCAUAAAUUAAGUGCCUGUACCAAAAAUUUGGGAAAGUGACAAAGCAGUUAUUAUACCAUUUUAUAGCUGAGAAACUGAUUCUCAACUCAGGGUUUUGUCCGAUAGGCUGCACAGUGAGUAAGUGGAAGUAAUAUCAUCAGCUGUUAUGAACCAAAGAUGAUGCACUGGUUUAUUACAACCUCCUGGAAUGUCUUCUGGAUUUUGAAGCUGGGAAAGCAUGUUCACAUCAGCAGGUAUUCUGAUCAAUAUGCAUUUGAAUGUCCAAUUGGAAUAUAGUCUCUACCCUCAGUCUCCUGGAAAAAUGAAGUGUGUUCAUUUUGACUGCUAAAAGAAGGGAGCAGGUGCACUGGGAAAACAUACAAAGUUUGAUUGGAAACAGUGGUGCCUGUGAUUUCAACACUCUGAGAAGCCGAGGUGGGCUCAUCACUUGAGCUCAGGAGUCUGAGAUCAACCUGGGCAACAUGGUGAAUUCUCGUCUCUACUAAAAAUAUAAAAAUUAGCCAGGUGUGGUGGCGCAUGCCUGUAAUUGCAGCUAUUCCAGUGGCUGAACCAUGAGAAUCAUUUGAACCUGGGACACAGAGGUUGUGGUGAGCCAAGAUCACACCACUGUACUCCAGUCUGGGUGGCAGAACAAGACUGUCAAAAAAAAGAAAAAGAUAUAAAGUGUGGUAGGCAAGAAGAGGAAAGAGAUCAUCUCAGCUGCUUUUGGAUAUUGGAAGUGAGCUCAGACCCGAAAACUGAGAAGCUGCCUGUUGCAGCAUCAAGGUUACUGACUUUUGAUGAUGUUUGGUGGCUACGAGACUGUAGAAGCAUAUGAAGACGCUCUUUAUAGAGACGAGUCAUCUAGUGAACUGAGUGUUGAUAGUGAGGUGGAAUUUCAGCUCUAUAGCCGAAUUCAUUAUGCCCAAGAUCUUGAUGAUGUCAUUAGGGAGGAAGAACUUGAAGAAAAGAACCCUGGGAAUUCGGAAUCUUCAAGUAGUAAACCAAAUCAUAAGAAGCUAAUUGUCGUUUCAGAUAGUGAAAUCAUCCAGCUGUCAGAUGGGUCAGAGGUCAUCACUUUGUCUGAUGAAGAUAGUAUUUAUAGAUGUAAAGGAAAGAAUGUUAGAGUUCAAGCACAAGAAAAUGCCCAUAGUCGUUCUGCUUCUCUUCAGUCUAAUGAGCUGGUUGAUAAAUGCAAGAGUGAUAUUGAGAAGCCUAAACCUGAAGAGCGAUCAGGUAUAAUCCGAGAGGUCAUGAUUAUAGAGGUCAGUUCAAGUGAAGAGGAAGAGAGCACUAUUUCAGAAGGCGAUGAUGUGGAAAGCUGGAUGCUACUGGGAUGUAAAGUAGAUGAUAAAGAUGAUGAUAUCCUUCUUAACCUCGUGGGAUGUGAAAACUCUGUUGCUGAAGGAGAUGAUAUCAACUGGUUCAUCAGUGAUAAAGACAUUGAGGCCCAGAUAGCUAAUAACCGAUCACGUGGAAGAUGUACCCAGCGAUAUUAUUCAGCCAACAAAAACAUUAUCUGUAGAAAUUGUGACAAACGUGGCCAUUUAUCAAAAAACUGCCCCUUACCACCAAAAGUUCGUAGCUGCUUCCUGUGCUCUGAGAAAGGACACCUCCUGUAUGCCUGUCCAGCCCCACUUUGCGAAUACUGUCCUGUGCCUAAGAUGUUGGACCACUCAUGUAUUUUCAGACGUUCCUGGGAUAAACAGUGUGACCGAUGUCAUAUGCUAGGCCACUAUACAGAUGCUUGCACAGAAAUCUGGAGGCAGUAUCACCUAACAACCAAACCUGGACCACCCAAAAAGCCGAAGACCACUUCAAGACCAUCAGCCUUAGCAUAUUGCUAUCACUGCGCGCAGAAAGGCCAUUAUGGACACGAAUGUCCAGAAAGAGAAGUGUAUGAUCCCUCUCCAGUAUCUCCAUUCAUCUGCUACUAUGAUGACAAAUAUGAAAUUCGGGAGAGAGAAAAGAGACUAAAACAAAAAAUAAAAGUACUAAAGAAAAACAGGGAUUUCCCAGAGCCAUCCAUGCUACCUUACAUAGAAGGAGCAAAUGAGAACCUCUACCAUGAUACAAGGAAGGGCUGUGCCUCAAGGAAAAGCAACAGGUGGCCUCAAGAAAAUAAAGAUACACAAAAAGAAAUGAAGAACAAGAAUAGAAACUGGGGGAAGCACAGGAAGGCUGACAGACAUCGUGAAGUGAAUGAAGAUUAUCCUAGGGGCCCCAAAACCUACUCUUCUCUUGGCAGUUUUAAAACCCAGAAAUCUUCCAGGCCCUUUCACCGUUCAUCACAUUACCACACAUCAAGAGAAGACAAGUAUCCCAAGGAGGGCAAGAGGGGCAAGCAGAAGAAAAAGAAGUGUUUGGAAGAUGAUGACAAUGAUAAUUUAUUUCUUAUUAAGCAGAGGAAAAAAAAGUCUUAAGCUUUGAGGCAGCCUCUGAUGUGGCUUUCCAUUGUUCAUUUGGCCUGUGUGUCUAUAACCUUUUGGCAAUGUUUUUAUUAUCUUGGAUUAAAUAAAGUGAGUUUGGGUUUUGUUUUUUUAA